GGGCUGACCGCGACCCCGGGGCAGGGGCUUCCCCGGCCCCUCCGCUGACAGCCGAGCGGACCCCUGCCCCCAGCGGCGGCUCUCACGGGCCGCCCCGGUCUCGCUCCGCAAUCCGAGUCCCCUCUUUCCGCGGGGUGACGGCCCAGGGAUCCCGGGCGCUCCCCCGCCCCGCACGCUCCUCCGCGCCAAGGCGCUACGGCUGUCCGCCGGCACGGCUCCCUCGCCGCAGGCGCCGGGUCCGGCUCUCCUCCCUGGCGCCGCUUCCCUCCUCCCCUCGCCGGCGGAGGAAGGAGGCGGCCGCCGGCCGUCCCCGACCGCGCAUGCGGCUGUGCCGGGCCGGGGCAGCGCCGCCGCGCUUGGGGGCUGAAGUGUGGGUGUCCUUUCCCCCGGCCCCGUCCCCGGCGGGCCCCCGUCAGCGCCCCUGCAGAUGGGCUUAGGCUGGAGCAGCGCGGAGGAGCGGCAGCCCCUCCUGCCGCCGCCACCACAGCAGCGGCGGCAGGAGCGGCGGCGGCCGCAGCCGCGGGGGCCCGCGGGGGGCCCGGCGGUACCGGCGGCGGUGCCGGUGCCAGUGGGGCGGCUGGCGCCGCUGGCAGGCCGCGUCUACGGGCGGCGGUGGCUGGUGCUGCUGCUCUUCUCGCUGCUGGGCUUCGCUCAGGGCCUGGUGUGGAACAGCUGGGGCCCCAUCCAGAACUCGGCCCGCCUGGCCUUCGGCUUCAGCGGCUGGGACAUCGCCCUGCUCGUCUUCUGGGGGCCCAUCGGCUUCGUCCCCUGCUUCUUCUUCAUGUGGCUCAUGGACAAGAAGGGUUUGAGGGUAACUGUGUUACUAACAUCAUCCCUUAUGGUGUUGGGAGCUGGCCUAAGAUGUGUUCCAGUUUCAGACCUAGAAAUCAGGAAGAAGCUGAUUCACGGAGGGCAGCUGCUAAACGGUUUGGCAGGGCCCACUGUGAUGAACGCGGCACCGUUUCUUUCCACCACGUGGUUUUCUCCCGACGAACGUGCCACGGCAACAGCCAUUGCAUCACUGCUCAACUACCUGGGCUCUGCCGGCGCCUUUCUGGUGGGACCUCUCGUGGUGCCGUCUCCUAACGGAACGUCUCACCCCUCGCUGGUGACGCAGAGCAACACGGAGCAUAUCAAGGACCGUAUUGAGACUGUGCUCUAUGCAGAAUUUGGGAUGGUUUCCCUGAUAUUCUCCGCAGCAUUGGCCUACUUCCCCUCACGGCCCCCGUUCCCUCCCAGCGUGGCUGCGGCGAGUCAAAGGCUCAGCUACAGGAGAAGUUUCUGCAGACUCUUAAGCAAUUUCCGAUUCCUGAUGAUUGCUUUAGCCUAUGCUAUACCACUGGGUGUUUUCUCUGGCUGGUCUGGUGUUCUCGAUUUGAUAUUAACGCCCGUUCACGUAAGCCAAGUAGAUGCAGGCUGGAUUGGAUUUUGGUCCAUAGUUGGAGGUUGUGUUGUUGGCAUAGCAAUGGCAAGAUUUGCAGAUUUUAUCAGGGGCAUGCUGAAGUUGAUACUGCUGCUGCUUUUAUCUGGAGCAACAUUAGCAUCAACCUGGUUCACUCUCACCUGUCUAACUAGUGUCACUCAUCUGCCUUUAACCACAGCUACACUGUACACAUCCUGCAUCUUGUUGGGGAUAUUCCUCAACAGCAGCGUCCCGAUAUUCUUUGAGCUCUUUGUGGAGACAGUCUAUCCUGUUCCAGAAGGGAUUACCUGUGGAGUUGUCACCUUUUUGAGUAAUGUGUUCAUGGGAGUGCUUCUGUUUUUCCUUACAUUUUACCAUACAGAGUUUUCCUGGUUCAACUGGUGCCUGCCAGGAUCAUGUCUGCUCAGCCUGCUCCUCAUCCUGUGCUUCCGUGAGUCCUACGACAGACUCUAUCUCGACGUCGUUGUCUCGGUGUGAUAACGCUGGACUGGUGAGGGGUUGGAAGAGACCUGGAAGUCAGCUUUGCAGUCUGCACAUCUGCCUGGAUUUGCACAGCUGAACAGAGGAAAAAUAAAGAAAUUGCAAGACUUAACCGUGGCUUUGUUAGAGAGGGUGAGGGACAAGCUGUUCUUCAAGACCACCUCCAUUUGCGAUAAACGUGGAACUUUGAGCGGUGAUAAUGAUGCCGAGCUGCACUAAGGGGAUGUGUCUGAUGUACAAGGUCCUGGUGCCAGAACUGGGGCUGACUGUCUCAAAGGCUGUUGAUGUAGCAGUGACGUGUACAGUCAUGUGUGUGUGUGCGUGCGUGUGUGUGUGUGCUGACUCACGGUUAUGCACAUUGGGGUACCAGGAAUCUCUGGAGUCUUCUAUCAGAACAGAGAUAGUGAAUGAUCUUAACAAAAGGAAAAAAAAAGGAUUUAAGAAAAUUGUUUUUAAAAACACUUUUAAAUUGAUAGCCAUUUAUAUGCUGAAUGCCCAUUUGACAGUUAAGCUUAAACAAUUUGGAGCUUCCACACUACACUUACAUUCUAACCUAAUGAUUUCUGAUAUAAGACACUGGUACCAGGGUUUUUAGCCAUACUAAAUAUCCCAAACAAUCCUUGCAGUGUUGUUAGAGGUGUUUGUUAUUACUCUGGAGCUCAUGUAAACGAUAGCUUUAGCUGCCACUGAAACCUGACUUGCACCCACAGUUGCCUCUGAAAUGCCACCAUGUUCUGUAUCUCGUGGAUACAGAGCAUCUGUGGUAUCUCAGGAGUUUACUGGUGAGUCUCUCUCAGUAAAUAUUGCUGUUCUAAAGGCCACCACUGUGUCACCUUUUCAUCCCUGUCUCCAGUACUGCCUUUUUUACUGUGAAGACCUGCUUGUGCCACUGAACACUGUGGGUGUCCGAGUCUCGCUAGUUCUCUGCUGAUACCCUGUGUGUGGUUUUUAGGAUACAUUUAUGACUGAGGGUGCCUAAACAGUAUUCUUUCUUAACUUCAUUCUUGAAAAUCACAAUUUCCUAAAACUAAAACAUCUUUCUAGUUGAUGAAGCACCCUGAUGGUGAGAUGACAAUGAGUUUGACACUGAGGAAUAACUCACGAGAGUUGGCAUAAUAGGGGACAUACAAUGCCAGCUCUUUUUAUCAGUACUAAUCUAUGGUCAUUCUGACCCUUACUUGAACAUUAAAUAUUAAAGACACUUGGAAUAGAUUUUUUUAACUCGAUUUUAAACCUGCUGGUAAUUUCUAAAUUAAACUCUUUUGAUGUCAGUUCAGCAUCAUUUGCAAUACUUCCAUGUGUGUGUUCUGCGGUGUGUGCCUGUGUAUUUAUAUCUAUGUAUACACAAAUAAAACUUAUAUAUAUAUCUUUUAUAUAUAAGUUGUAUAAGGGUAUGUGUUUACAUAGGUUUAUUUUAAGUAAUCCUGUCUCUGGAUGGUGGUGUGCCACCGUUUGUAACUAAAUCAGUCGCUGCUGUGGUUGGAAACUCACACGUAGGCUGUCUGCAACGGGGAAUUUUCCUGCAGGAGGUGAGUGAUUUCCUCUCAUAGCAAUUUUAUGUCAGGGGGGUGUGUGCAUGUGCUGGGGGGAGGCUGGAGUGCAGGGUUCUGCUCCUGUGCAGGGCUCUGCCCUGCAGCCCUGGGUGCUAUCAAUGCUGUAAGGUGGCUCAGAUAAGCCCUGAGCUGAGCGUGGCCUUUGGGUGCAGAUCGCUUCACUCUCCUCCUGUAGAGAGAAUGUGCCACCCAUACCUUUAACUCAGGAGUGUAUCUGUGCAGUAAAAUAAAACAAGCUGUUCCCUGCUUUUAUGUUUUCAGAGCAAUGGUUGUAUUUACUGUAGUACCAGAAAACUGACUUAGCUCAUUGCCUAUAUCAGCCACUAAAUGAUCUUUUCUGUCUUGAAGCAGGCUCUUUGUGGAAAUGGAGCCAACCUACCGUGGGAUAACUAAAUCAAUCUAACCAGCACGUUCAGAGUUGCUGGCAUCAUCCUCUUGUGUUUGUCAGAUGAAUGGUAGUAACUGUCCAACUUCUUUUUACGAUGUUUUAGUGCUCAGAAUAGUUUCAGCAUCCAGUAGCUGCUGCUACCUAUUGUCUUCUGAAACCAAGGAUGGCUUGCCAAGAGUCUGUUUGGGGUUGCAUUGUUGUGGCAGAACUACAAGCUUGGAUGGCUGUUUAGAGCUCUGCUGCUGCAAUUUACUGUAGCUUUACUAAGAUGAGAAUUGUACAGCUCGGACACUGUCCCGAGUGAUGGAGAUUUUUAAUCCUUUCACUGUCCUGACUGGUUUAAGAUAGAGAAGCUCUUCAGGCAGUGUUCACUCUUAACCCAUUGUGCCUCUGUUCCAUUGAACGAUUCAGAAUAUUUGUCAGUGCUGCUGGCUGCAGAGCUCUCCACUACAGUCAGAGGAGCAGAGUCAACAUUUUAAACCCUGUUGAUUGUUUUUCUGAAUCAGUGAGAAUUGCUCACUGCUCUCCUGAAUUUUGAGGCCUCUUUAGGAGUUUCUGUGUUUGUCUUGGGCACUGUAGUGUGUGGUCUUAACUACAACCCUUGGUGCCUCUGCACCAACGCAGAGACAUUAACCCAGAGCUGAGCAGCAUGGCUGCGCUGGGGUUGUAGGCACCGGGCUGCAGUUGAGGCUCAGCCAGAGUUCCCAGCAAGUCUGAUGCAAAUCUGCCUGAGUGAAAACCAAAGGUUUGCUCCCAGGUUGCUUGAAGUUGUGCAGGAUGGUGCUGCAUUCUGCACGCACAGUGCUCAGCCCAUAGUGUUUUGUUAGAUGAGCAACGCUGGCCUGGCACAGAGCUGAGCUUGCAAACGUGAGAACAUCUUUGAGAAGAGUUUUGUCCCCAUCUGUGCCCUGCAGCAUCAUCCUUCUGUGGAGGAGCAGUUCACUGCAUGACAGCAACCCAACCUGAGCUGUGGGAAUGGGUUUUGGGUUAUCAGUAGGUCCACCCUUGUUUUGAUUGACCCAAGGUCCGAGCGGUCAGGACAGCUGAACUUUACUGGAAGUUGGAAACCUCAGGGAGAGCCCCGAGCAGUGCUGAUACCGUUAGCAAUAGUGCAGAACAGGCUCAAACCAGUUAAUACCUCUCUUACUAAUUAGUCAGAGUUCCAAGUCUCUAAUUUUUUAGCUGGUCACAACAGGGUUUUUAGUCUAAAUGAGGCAUUACGUUGCAGUGCUGCAGAGUAGCCAGCGUUGGCUGCUGUGUGGCCUGUGAGUUGCCAGCAGAAGAAAGAGAUAACGCUGGGAAGUCACAAUAUUUACUUCUCUUCGUGGCACAUAACCUCACAGCCCCAAGAACAUUGUUUUCCCUGCAGUGCAGAGCCCCCAAACCUGCAAGUAAUUGUGCUCUGGUUGAUAUUAAAAAUGCUGGGAAGGAUGCUCUGUAGUGACUACUCUUAUUAGUUCCUCAUUUUAAGUAAGUUUCUGCUUGGCUCAGUAACAACUCCCCCCAGCUUCUGCUGCUGCCGGCUUUUCUUCUUGUGAGCUGUGGAGCUGCACUGGCUUUUGUGCUGCUAACAAGGAAGCUCGGGGUUAGCAGACAGAGGCUUCUCUUAGGGCACUGGUCACUGUCUCUCAUCACUGCUGUUACCCACUAAUUUCCUUUUGAUUCCUUCUUCCCACGUGGCUGCCUGCUCCCCUGAGCCAGAGUCAUGGAGAGGAGCUUCCUGCUCUCAGGCCAAGUUUAGAGGGAUGGGCUGGCCAACCAUCUACUUCAUGUACAUAAAAAUAGUGUUGGGUUGCUUUUGGGGUUGGUUUUUCUGUUUAGAAAACCAGGCAAGCUGAAAGAAAGUGCAGCCCCAAAGGAUUUUGCACAUAUGUGAGCAGAUAAUCUGUCACCAACAGACUAUAAUUUGCCCAAAACUUAUAAUUUUAGCUAGAGAGGCCAAGCUGAUAGGCACCAUGCAUGUUCAGGUUCACAGCAUCACAGAGCUAUUCCCAACCGUCUGACAGAGCUGCAAUGAGUGGGAGGGGGAUGUCUGUAACCUUGCAGGGGGUUGGAAAAUCCCAAACUGCUGUCUGUGUUUGCCUCAGUAACCCAGG
Messenger RNA from Colius striatus (speckled mousebird), 5940 nucleotides. It is a transcript of the gene SLC49A4, whose product is annotated as solute carrier family 49 member 4. The coding region runs from base 428 to 1900 and encodes 490 amino acids. NCBI's taxonomy places the organism in Eukaryota, Metazoa, Chordata, Aves, Coliiformes, Coliidae. The transcript is spliced from 9 exons. Gene Ontology annotation, cellular component: intracellular membrane-bounded organelle; membrane. The record is from RefSeq and is a predicted model, not a curated record.